AUGGCAGACGACGACACCCUCCCGGCAACCAUCACCAUUGCGUUCAAGUACAAGAAGGAGACCUUUACGCUGAGCUUUGAGCCGACAGACUCGGUCCUUGCCGUCAAGACGCACCUGUUCACACACCUCCACAUCCAUCCGCACCGGCAGAAGCUCAUCGGCCUGCGCCAUGCCGAGACCAAAAAGAUGCCUCAGGACGAGGACUUGCUAGAGGACUUGGUUUUCAAGGCCACAAAGGGCGGCCACAAGGUGUUUGUCUCUGGCACGCCUGACGACGACCUCUUUGUCGAUCCCGUCGAUCUCGACGCCGACGACUUGCCCAACGUCGUCAACGACCUCGACUUUGACUACUUUCCCUCGGCAGAGACCUCUUCAUCGCUCGCCGACUCGCCCGAGGUCCAGGCCAAGCUCGACAAGGCCAUCGCCGAUGUCGACAUCCGUAUCCUCAAUCCGCCGCGCGAGGGCAAGAAGCUGCUUGUCCUCGACCUCGACUACACCCUCUUCGACAUGAAGAGCACCGCAGAGUCCAUCAACGAGCUCAAGCGCCCGUUCCUCGAGGAGUUUAUGACUCUCGCCUACCAGCACUACGACAUUGUCAUCUGGUCCCAAACAAAGUGGACCUACCUCGAGAUGAAGCUCACCGAUCUCGGCCUCCUCACCUCGGACGCCUUCAAGCUCAUGUUUGUCCUUGACAUCUCAUGCAUGUUCUCCGUCCGCUCCAUGUACAAGGGCAAGCCGCGGACUCACCAGGUCAAGGCCCUGCCCAUCAUCUGGGCCCACUUUCCCGACCGCUUCGGCCCGCACAACACCGUCCACAUCGACGACGUCUCCCGCAACUUUGCCGUCAACCCACAGCAGGGCCUCAAGAUCAAGGCCUUUAAGCGUGCCGCUGUCAACCGCGCCACAGACCGUGAGCUCUUCCGUCUCUCCGCCUACCUCAUCCACCUCGCUACCUCGGUCCCGGACUUUCGCUCGCUUGACCAUGCCCGCUGGAAAAAGGUGGUCAAGAAGAUCAUCACCUCGGCCUCGACGUACGGCGAGCCCACGCUCCGCUUCUUCACCUUCUCCUCGUCCGAGUCGCAGUUUACCUACGUCGCCCUCUCGACUGUCAAUGAUUACAACAACCAUGUCAACCGCACCAACGCCGUUGAACUCUAUCGCUUCGAGCACACGGACAUCCUUGAUCGAUCAGUCUACAAGCGCUGGUUAGACACCCUUGGUGCUCCGGAUCUCCUUCCGCUCUACACUGGCCCACGUGCGAGAGAGUUUCUCGACGCAGGCAAAAUGUCCGACCUGAGCGAUGUGUGGGACGAGACCGGCCUCCACGGUGACGUCCUCCCACUCGCAGACGCUCUCGUUUCGGGCCAGGCCGGGGAAAAGUUCGGCAUUCCGCUCCUUGCUACAGGCUCUAUGUGCAUGUACCGCAAGUCCGUCUUUCGCACCAUCGGCGUCUCCACCCCACCGCAGACCUGGGACGAGCUCCUCGCCCUCUGCCAGGCCUUUGCCGACGUCGGCAUCCCCUGCCUCGGCAACGACCUCGCCACUCUUCCGCCGACUCAGUACUUUGACUCGCUCGCCAUUCGCAUGCACGGUAACGAGUUUUACGCAAACUUUACCGAUGCCGGUAUCUCCUUCACAGACCCACGCGUGCUCGCCGUCUUUGACGAGCUUAUUCCGCUCGUCGGCAAGGGCUACUUUGCUCGCACUCCCUCGCCAAGCCCGGGCCUCGAUCGCGUUCUCGUCGACAUCUCUGCUCUCGCACUUGAUCGCGCUGCUGUCAUCUGCGGUCUCGAGUCGGUCUCGCCCGUUCUCCUCGCCAUGGGCAUUCCUAACGACGACAUCUCCGUCUUUGCUUUUCCGGUCGUUGACCACACUUCGGCCUUACUCGGCAUCGUCGGCAUCGUCGGCCUCCCCACCAAUGCCGCCCAUCCACACGAGGCUCGAGACUUUCUACGCCUCGUUGCUCGCGCGUCUUCGAUGGCCCGCCAUCUCGCCAACUCACCUGGCAUCGUCCCACUCCGCACCUCGCUUGGCGCCCAUCUCACCAGCAACCGCUCGCGCCUUGUCUACAACGCCCUCUCCUCCACUCCCAUUCUGUAUCAGCGGAGUGGUCUGGCCGGCUUUGGCUUUACCUCCAUUUUUGCCGGCUGGUCCUCCCUCAUCCUUCGCAUCUUCUCCGCCGCAAACAAUGCCGAGGCCUACGCUGUCCUCGACGCCAGCCUUCCCGAGCUCGAGGCGCUCCGGGUCCGACUCGUUCUCGGUCAAGCCGCACAGCCCGAGUUCUCGCCCCGAUCGGGUGCUUUUGCUUCAGCUGUCACGCUCACGCUCUCCUCGCCCGAGGAAGGUGCCGUCAUCUACUUUACCCUCGAUGGCUCGGAGCCGUCGUUCACUUCGUCUGUCUACUCUGAGCCCAUCCGCAUCGCCACCUCGGACACCGUCACCGUCCGCGCUACUGCCGCCGUCCAGGGCCUCUCGCUCGCUACCCCGGCUUCUGCCACCUACGUCGUCAACAUCCCGCCGGCCACAGACUCGGGCUCAGUCCGCCUCUCGCUCCUGCUCGCCAUCGUCAUCCCGGUCACUCUCGUUUGCUGCGGCAUCUGCGCCGCUGUCGGCUACGUCAUCUACCGUCGCAAGUCGGUCACCUACACCCUCGUCUCGGACGCCGAGCUCGUCAUCCCGCCCGAGAACCUCCGCGUCCUCCACGUCGUCGGCCGCGGCUCGUACGGCACCGUCUACGCCGGGACAUGGCGCGCCACGAGCGUGGCCAUCAAGCGCAUGCAUGCCAAGGUGCUCGGCCCACGCGAGCUCUCCGAGUUUGUGGACGAGGCCCACACGCUGCACCUCCUCCGCCACCCGAACAUUGUCAUCUUUAUGGGUGUCACGCUCGAGCCGCCGGCCAUUGUGACCGAGUUUAUGGAUCGCGGCUCGAUGUACGAGGUCCUCCACACGGCCGAGUUGUUCCUCGACCCGUCGAUGGGCCUCUCGCUCGCUACCCCGGCUUCUGCCACCUACGUCGUCAACAUCCCGCCGGCCACAGACUCGGGCUCAGUCCGCCUCUCGCUCCUGCUCGCCAUCGUCAUCCCGGUCACUCUCGUUUGCUGCGGCAUCUGCGCCGCUGUCGGCUACGUCAUCUACCGUCGCAAGUCGGUCACCUACACCCUCGUCUCGGACGCCGAGCUCGUCAUCCCGCCCGAGAACCUCCACGUCCUCCACGUCGUCGGUCGCGGCUCGUACGGCACCGUCUACGCCGGGACAUGGCGCGCCACGAGCGUGGCCAUCAAACGCAUGCAUGCCAAGGUGCUCGGCCCACGCGAGCUCUCCGAGUUUGUGGACGAGGCCCACACGCUGCACCUCCUCCGCCACCCGAACAUUGUCAUCUUUAUGGGCGUCACGCUCGAGCCGCCGGCCAUUGUGACCGAGUUUAUGGAUCGCGGCUCGAUGUACGAGAUUCUCCACGCACCGGACCUCGCCAUCGACAACUCGAUCGCUCUCAAGUGGGCGCACAACAUCGCACAGGGACUGCAGUACCUCUCGCAUGCCGGGAUUGUACACGGCGACUUUAAGUCGCUCAACGUGCUCUUUGACUCGUCGUGGGUGCCCAAGAUCUGCGACUUUGGCAUGGCGUCGGUCAAGAAAGGCAACACUAUUGUUGCCGACGGCAAGCUUGUGGCCAAGGGCCGGGCCAUCAAGCACACUGACUCGGGUGUGGUUUCUGCCGCCGGCUCGUCAAGCAUUCUCGCUUCGCGGCCGUCGUCGCUGCCGUCAAACGCCGCCUCGCGCUUUCUCGCAGAGUCGUCGUACCUCGUCACCCAGUCGCUCUCUGGCGACGGCUCGGUCAUGCACUCGGCAGCCAACGUGGGAACGGUCUUCUGGGCCGCGCCCGAAGUCCUCACCUCGGGAUCCUGUGCCAUGACCACUCAGUCUGACGCGUAUGCCCUGGGCAUUGUCCUCUGGGAGAUUGCGACCCGCGAGGAUCUCUAUCCUGGCGAGAACGUCCUCGCCGUCGCCCUCGAGAUCCUCGAAGGUCGCCGGCCUGACACCACCUCGAUCCCCACCGCGCUCUCGGGCAUCAUCCCGGUCAUUUCCGCUCUUUGGGCCCAACGAGCCUCGGACCGCCUUGAUCUCGACGCCGCCGUCGCCAAGCUCGGCACGCUUUACUCGCCUGAAAAUGUGACCUAUCCGUCGUCGCUCUCAACGCCGACCGGCUCGCUCAUCGUCGUCCAUUGCGUCCUCCGCAACGCGCGCGCCAUGCUUCUUGUCAACAUCGACGACACCAUCGCCCGUCUCCGCAUGUUCCACGACUCGUUCCCGCAUCUCGCCAAGGCUGCCGCUGUCACCAUCCUCCAAUGGGGGCUUGGUUGGGUCACUCUCGGCGUCCACCGUCCGAGCCAGCUGCCGGACGUCCUCUUCCUCGUCGAGUCGCUCGCUUCCUCAGAAUCGGGUCCCAUCGCCAUGCUCGUUGCUGAGGGCACCAUCGUCUCUUCGAAGGACUCUUUCGGACACCACACGCUCGGCGGGCCUGUCAUCGAAACGCUGCGCGCCAGCUGGGCCACUAUGUUUGGCACCAAGGGCUCCGGCUUUGACACCCUCUCCCCGCAGACUGGCAUCGGUACAAACGCCCGCCAGCGUUCACCCCCGCCGCUGGCGGAAGCAUGGGACCACGCCGUUCCGGGCGGUAUGUUCAUCGCCACGACGACUCUCGCCAACCAGCUCAAGUCCUUGUCCAAAAUCCAAGUCAUCCGCAUCCCUUGGCUCGUCAACGAUGAGCCGGUCUUUCAGCUUGUCGACGCCUCGGGCGUUGCCGUCACAGACGUGGCCAAGCCCAUCACUGCUCGCGACUACCGUACCCACUCGGACGAAGCCAUCGACAGCAAUGCCGAUAACGACCUUGGCUCGUUGGGCUCACGUCCGCCGCUUCCGCCGACCGCCGCCGCUACACCCUCGGCCGUCACCCGCGCCGCCGCCGCCCUCGACGACCUGCUCGUCAACUCGGCAGACUUACAAGACUCGGCACUGGUGUGCUCGCUCGACGUUGACGACAACUCGCACUCCCCUGACUCAUCGACGUCGUCCCCCGCAUACGCCGCCCAGCCGAGCUCGGAUCACCGCCCGGGACGCUCGACCAUGGCCGUCACCAAAAGCAAUUUUACCGCAGAGUCGAACUCAAACAUCUCGCCGUCGCAGCCGCUGGCUCCUACCGUCCAAUCACCGCCACUCUCGACAUCGGGCGGCUCGGUGAUGCUCCGGUCGUCCGGCGCGUCAAACCGUCACUCCUCGCCAUCCUCGUCAUCCUCGUCAUCCUCGUCAUCCGCUCUUGACACUGCCUCGUCGUUGUCGGAAGCAGAGGAGCAGAUGGAAAACGCCGUCGGCCGCGAGUUCUCAAGAUGGGACCUUCCGCGCUGGGCCGUCCUCCACAUGAUGGAGGCGUGCGGCGACGCAUGGCUCGGCUCGAUGGCCAUGGCCUACGAGGCCGUGCUCUCGGGCCAGCCAGUAGUGGUCAAGGUCCUUCUCCGGCAGAAGAUGUCGCCUGGCGACCUGGUGAGCUUUGCCGAGGCCGCCGCCCGUGCUACGCUCGCGUCGGCGGUUGGCGUUGUCGGCCCCAUCGCGGUUUGCCUCGACGCGCCGCUGCUCGCAGUCGUCAAUCCGCGCUACGACACCGGCUCGCUUCACGACGCCAUGACUGGAGUCUCGCCGCUGGUUCUCGAUCGGCGUGGGUCGUACGCAGUGGCCACGUCGAUGACCGAAGCUCUGGCCAAGCUACACGCCGAGACAGGGCGUGCCCACGGAGCGCUGCGCCCGACCAACGUGGUACUGGUCGGCGCCAACGGCUCCAUCCUCUCAGCCCACGUCAUUGACUUUGGCUUUGGAGAAGUCAAAACCUCGCUCGGGACGCAGACCAUGGUUCCGACCGUGGCGUACAUGUCGCCGGACGACCUGCGCGGGAGCCUCGACUCGAUGCCUGGUGACGUCUUUGUCGUCGGCACACUCCUCUACGAGAUGCUGACCGGGCUCUCGGCAUUUGCUGGCCGCAACGCUAUCGAGGUCUCGCACGCCAUCAUUUCCGGUGAGCGGCCUCAGCUCACCGAAGCAGAAAUCGAGUCGCAGGCCAUGCGCCGCCUCAUCGCCUCGUGCUGGCUCUCGGACGCAGCUGCGCGUCCGACCAUGGCCGAAAUCGCUACCCAAGUCGCCGCCCUCGACGUCACCGACUUUGUCCAGACCGGUCCCGCUGCCCGUGUCGCCGCCGAAUCUGCUGCCCGCGUCGCCGCCGCCACCAAAGCCGCUACUGCCAAAAAGGCCCGCACACCCCGCCAUGCCCAUCGCCGCCUCUCAUCGGUCUCCGUGGCGUAGAGUCUGAAGGCCGUUUGUUGGCAGGUAAGGACUGCGGGUCAAGUAUGUCACGGCGCACCACCCCCCUCCCCCCUCCCUCCUUCCAUCAACCAAUGUUCCUCAAUUUAACCACCACCACACAAAC
Thecamonas trahens ATCC 50062 is the source of this 6472-nucleotide messenger RNA. RefSeq lists its product as uncharacterized. Gene Ontology annotation, biological process: protein phosphorylation. The transcript has 4 exons. Gene Ontology annotation, cellular component: nucleus. Bases 1 to 6348 code for a protein of 2115 amino acids. NCBI's taxonomy places the organism in Eukaryota, Apusomonadida, Apusomonadidae. The record is from RefSeq and is a predicted model, not a curated record. Gene Ontology annotation, molecular function: phosphoprotein phosphatase activity; ATP binding; protein kinase activity.